Pristis pectinata (smalltooth sawfish) is the source of this 4697-nucleotide messenger RNA. RefSeq lists its product as uncharacterized. The coding region runs from base 234 to 1097 and encodes 287 amino acids. NCBI's taxonomy places the organism in Eukaryota, Metazoa, Chordata, Chondrichthyes, Rhinopristiformes, Pristidae. Gene Ontology annotation, cellular component: membrane. The record is from RefSeq and is a predicted model, not a curated record. The transcript is spliced from 9 exons.
AGGUGAGGGACCGGCAGCGAUGGGCGGCCGCUCCCGGCUGCGCUGCACGGGCGCCGACGCCGGAUACUUCAUCCUCAAGCUGACGCUCGGGGUCUCCGCCACUCUCUUCUGGCCCUCGGAUUUUGAAUGACUGUAGCUUCUUCUGCAAGAGCUCUAUAGCCUGGUCAGAACAAGGUCAGAACAAGGUCAGACUUCAUCUCUUGGGCAAAGCAGAGCUGUUGGGACUGCUCAUCAUGUGUGUGGGCAUUUAUGCAGAAGUGGAAAGGCAGCAGAACAAAACAAUGGAAGGAUUCUUUGUAGCACCUGCCGUCAUCCUGGUGCUGCUGGGAGUCAGCAUCUUUGUGGUGUCCUUCGCUGGGAUGGUCGGAGCUCUCAGAGACAAUCGGCUGCUCCUAAAAAUGUUUAAGUGGACGCUGGUCGUGGUGCUGUUGCUGGAGUUGGUUUUCAUAAUCGUCUGCUUUUUAUGUCGGAAUAAGGUGCUUCUGAUAUUUAAAGCAAAUGUGCGAGAGGGGAUUAAACAUUAUUACGAAGACUUGGAUUUCAAAAACAUUUUGGAUCGGAUUCAAACCAAGUUCUCGUGCUGCGGAGGAGAUGAGUACAAGGACUGGACAGUGAACCAUUACCAUGCCUGUGAUGCGCCAGGACCAAUGGCCUGCGGAGUACCAUACACCUGUUGUAUCAGGGAACAGGAAGGUGAUGUCAUCAACACACAAUGUGGAUACCAGACACUACAUCAAGAGCGUUUGGAGGUUGGCACUGCCAUCCAUGCACGAGGCUGCGUAGAUGCUGUCAGUCUGUGGUUUGAAGAUAACAUCGGCAUCACAGUGGGAAUACUCACCGCCAUUCUCCUGCCACAGGUCCUUGGGAUUGUACUGAGUUGUUUGUACCUGGGGAAACUAUCGCAACACAUGGAUGAAUUAGAUGGGUUCAGAAUGUUCGUUCCAUACGAGCAAUUGGAUCUCAGUGGGGCCGGCUGGUGCCUGUGCCUGCCCAGAGAGGAAGGUUAUCAGCCAAUGGAGGAAGCUGACAUCCCCAACACAAUGGAUCCUCUUCAAGACCCAGAACUGAUGGACGCAGAACAGGCAGAGCUGAACUGAGGUUGGAUUCCAGAAUCCAAUGAUUGUUGAAACUUGUCACCAGCCAGAAUCGAGAUCGUGGAUUUGCCUUUCUCCAUAUAUAAUAUGACUGGCUUGUGAUGGUUAUGUCCGUGUGUGAGAGGCAGUUCCAUGCUCUUGUUGGUAAUGGUUCCCAAUAGUGUCAUCAGCGAACAAAUUAGGAAUGUGAUCAGGCUUCUUACAAGAUAGUAUAGAUUCCACCCAAACCCCUGUUGGGUUCUGUGUACCAAAUAACCUGAUUACAUGGAAAAUUAAUUGUCAUAUUUAAAAGGAAAGGGCACUCGGUAAAUUCCUCAGCUGAACCUGGUGAUGUAAAAAGCUGCAAGCAUAGACAGGCUGGCUUGCAGCUUCACAAUCACCAGCCUUGAUGGUCUUUGUUGGGCAGCUCACCUGGCUCUGAGGCAGAGCAAACAUUUCCAGAUCCACUAACUUGCCAAUCUCACCCCACAAGAUCCAUGCAUGGAACAUCCAAAUCCUACAAGCUCGUGUUUCCCAGUGCCAAAUUAUCCUGUGUUCAUUACUGAUUAACCAGUGCACGCUCAGCGAUAAUGCAAAGUGACCUUAUCUUCUCAUCCAUGGGAAGCGUGUCCAUGAUGGAGAUGAGAAAUCACGCGGCAAGUCAGGCUCCAUCAGUGUUCUGUUUCAUCUGGACACUGCAGCAACUUCAUUACAACAAAGCAGUGCAGAGGUUGUAAAGCGCCUGUGUAUCCACAGCACCUCCUCAGAACUUUGACAAGUUUAAUCUUCCAUCUUUUGACAUUAGCAGACAAUUAACUGACCUUUAAUGUUGGCAUUGAUUCAGCUGGAAGUCUUAACAAGACCAAGAUUUGAAAUUCCCCAAGGCAGGGGAAAAUGCAGAAUCAUCAUCAUCAUGGGAUCUGUCGAUCUAACAGAUAAAAAUGUGUCAUCUGCCACAUCACAAAGCCCAGAGACUAUUGUUCUGUGAUUUCUUUGACUCCAGUCAGGUUUAUGGACGGUAUGCAAGACAGGUUUUUCACUGUACCUCAGUACAUGUGACAAUAAUAAACCAAUUUACCAAUUAUUGCAUGCCGGUUUCAUGCUACAACCUUACACCACUUAUCUCUCUCUUCUUACCUUUUCCCCAUCCCCCGGUGGAUCUACUCUCCCCUCCUCCCCUGAACCUGCCUAUCACUGUCUCUUACCCGCUUCUAUCUAUCACCAUCUUGUGCCCACCCCGCCUCCCCUCUUUUGUACACCUCUCACUGCUCUGCUUUUCCCUCCUAUAUAUUGGGCUUCCCCUUUUCCUAUCUUCAGUCCUGAAGAAGGGUCCUGACCCAAAACAUUGACCGCCUGCUUUUCUCCAUGGAUGCUGCCUGGCCUGCUGAGCUCCUCCAGCAUCAUCAUGUUUUUCACUACUUAUCCCGCUUCAUGUCUAUUCCUACACUGAUUUAUUCUGUUUCACAGUUUCAAAUACAGUGCCAAACCUUUUCCUAAAUUAGUAUAAUCAUUUUAGUUUUUCAUUGGCCCUGACCACUAGAGUUGCCAGAGAAGUAAUUAUUUGUUUGCUGAGGUACAGUGGGACACAGAAAUCAGUUUGGAGGUUGCACCAUCUCAGCUAUGGCCAGAGAGGAUCAACAUGGGAAAACUCAUCAGUAAGAAGAGAGAGACUGUGGAAAUUUAUUAACCACUCACAGUGUUAGCUGUGACACCACACACCUCCAAAAACAGGUCAGUCUCCAUCGUUGAAAAGCAAAAAAAAACUGCAGAUGCUGGAAAUGGAAACUAAAGACAGAAAACACUGGAAACACUCAAUGUGUCAAGCAGCAUCAGAUAAAUAAAAAUAAAUAAAAAAUGAACGUCUUAGUAUGUAGAGUAUUGGUUUCUGCAGUCAUUUCACUUCAGGUAAUUUAAUUAAUUGUCAGGUGAAUGACCUUCCAUCAGAGCCUGAAACUUUAGCUCUGUUUCUCUGUCCAGAAGCACUACCUGUCCUGCUGGGUAUUUUUCUGCCUUUGCUCUUGAUUUCAGAAAAGGUGUGGAUAAGCUGUCAGCACGAUCCUAUCACCUCAAGGAGCAGAGUUUGAAUCCAGCUCUGACUGACCAGUUCUCUCAGCUUCCCUUUUCUACCUGCAAGGACCUGCUGUGAAAUUGAGUUGACAUAGGGUCACAGCAGACAACUGACACUGCUGUUCAGAAUGCCAGACCUGCAAGAGGUGCUUGAAUGUAUGCUGGUACAGUCUUAGAGAUAGUAGAUAUUUUGGAAAGGUAAUCAAUGGAUUUCCACACAAUAGUUGGUGCUACUUGAAGAGCAACCAAAUUUACCCAAGAGACUAAGCAAUAAAAAAUAAAUUGGAUGACUAUUUAUUUACAAGAAUAAAUACUUGAGGAAUUACUUAGAAGCAAAUAAUGCACUUUGCUCCCACUGUAUUGUAUUCAUGAAAGAGUUUAAUUUAUUUUGGGAUGUGGGUGUUGCUGACAAGACUAGCAUGUAUUAUCCAUUCCUGCUUGCCCUGGACAUGUAUUGUUUGCCCAGCCACUUUAGAAGGCAAUUAAGAGUCAGACAUAUGAGUUUGGAGUCGAUGCAGAUGGAAUGGCUGAAGCUGAAGGAUAUUCUUCCCUGAAGAACUUUAGUGAACCACAUGGAUUUUGAAUAACAUGAUCUCCAGUACUGAUACUAGCUUUUCAUUUCCAGAAACCUGAAUUCCCUCUUUCCAUAGUGGGAUUUAACUAAUUAUCAGCAUAGAACUUCCAGUUACUCAUUCAAUAUGCCACUAACAUCAUUUAAAGGAUGUUGAAAAGUAUUUAGGCAUAUAAUCUUUAGCCUUUGGUUAAUAAAUUUCUUUUCUACUAAAAGCUUUAUAGUCACUCUUAAGCAAAUGAAAUAAAUUGAAGUCCCUAAUGAUGUAAACUUUUGGCUGGUUGGCUGUUUUGGCUCCUUUUAGAGAAGGAGAGGGUAAUUAGAACACACUCAGGACACUGUUUCAGCAGAGUCUUUUAUUGGCAAGGUCAGGAAGAAAUUUUACAAGAUAAAUAAAAAAUGAUCGUCUUAGUAUGUAGAGUAUAGUUUUCUCCAGUCAUUUCAUUUUCAGGUAAUUUAAUUAAUUGUAUGGCAAUUUCAAGGUGGUAUCUUCAAACUUAAGGGGGAGGAGGAUCAAUAAUUGACAGGGGAUUAGUUAUGAGAUUUAGUCAUGUGUUUUUUUAAAACUUUUGGUGGUCAAAUAAUGUGUAACGACCUUCUCUCUUGAACUUUCCAAUGUUCCUUUGAUAAACAAGAGGCAAUGACUGUAUUUUUUUGUUUAGUGUGAUAUAUCAUUGCCCAUAUCCUGCUGGCAAAAAAUCAUCAGUUGUGCAUGGUUGAAAAGACAGAGAUUCAUCAUAUUUUAUAAAACUUCAUAGGGGGUUAUUGAACCAACUGAAAUUCUAACCUCCCUUCUAUGAAGUAUGUCAGAGUAGUAAUUAACAGGAGUUCAUGAAGUCACCAAAACCUUUUUGGAGAAAAACACUUGUUGGGCAAAUAUUGUGAAAUAAUUUUGUGCUAUAGACUGUUGAAAGAAUAUCUUUGUUUUUUAAAACCUUGGAAUCAUGUUCCUUCUUAUUUUAAAAUUUAAAAAAAUAAAAAUUAUG